Molecule: messenger RNA, 2080 nt
Organism: Eriocheir sinensis (Chinese mitten crab)
Lineage: Eukaryota; Metazoa; Arthropoda; Malacostraca; Decapoda; Varunidae
Exons: 5
Coding region: 16-1365 (449 amino acids)
Source: RefSeq, a predicted model, not a curated record
UUGAGCGGGACGAGGAUGGUGAUGAGCAUGCCAGUGCCUUGGUUGAGCUUUGCUUCUCCUCCCCUGUUUACGGUGUCGGAGACGAAGGACACCGAGAGGUAUGCGCCGCUGACACAAGACCUUGUCCGCGAGGCUCUGAGGAAGGACAAAGGCGAGGCGGCUCAGCUGGUCUCGUGGAGGUGCAAGGACUUCACCAACAAGGGCGACAACUACGCCUGCUUUGUGACCAGCGUCAGUGUCCAGUACAAGGAGGAAGGACAAGCGGAGCCCCGGCAAGUUUCGUAUGUGGCCAAAAUUGCCCACCAGGUAAAAAGCGUCAUGAACAGCCUGAUGAACGAAGUGUUCCUUAAGGAAGGCGCCAACUUCACUGAGAUCCUGCCGGCAGCCAACGAGGCCCUGAAGGAGCUGCACAUGGACCCCAUCAGGACCGCCAAGGGCUACUCCGCCUCGUACACGCUUGGGCAGGAGGUGCUGAUACUCGAGGACUUGAGACAACGACACUUUAAGAUGCACUACGAGAGGCGGCGGGGCUUGGACGUGCCGCACGCCACCCUCGUCCUGCAGGAGCUGGGCAGACUCCACGCGGCCUCGCAGCUACUAGAGACGAGGAUGGGUUGCACGCUGACAGAGAAAUGGCCCAUCCUAAAAGAAACGUGGUUCAGCGACAACUACGGGAUGACUGAACUAUUCCAACAUAUGGUUGUGGCUCAGAUGGAAGCGUCGGCCGUGAUCAUGGAGCAGAUUCCAAACUGCGAGCACGUGGUUGAGUGGAUCAGGAAGACCAAGGCCCUUGGGAUGGACAUCUUCAUGAAUGGCAUUGGUCCUGCCGGCAAGUUCACGGCGUUGACGCAUGGAGACUGUUGGACCAACAACAUUCUCUUCAGGUACGACGAGGCGGGGGCGCCAGUGGAGGUGAUGCUGGUGGACCUGCAGGCUACGCGGAGAGUCUCGGUGGCUGCCGACCUCUCCUACUUCCUCUACUCCAGCUUCACCGGGGACGUUCGCAGGAACAACCUGGACACGUUCCUUGACACCUACUACGAUUCGUUCUGCGGCGUGCUGCGGGCGGCGCAGGUACCGUUGCCUUUCUCUCGAGAAGAACUUGGCCAGGAAUUCAUGAACAAGCUUACCUUUGGCUGUAUUUCCGGAAUUGUCUUAUUGCCCUGUGUACUGUGUGAGGACCAGGAUGUGAUGAACUUUGUGGAGAUAGAUGAAGAAAACAUGGACCAUAUGAGCAACCUCCGCCAAGAACAGAUCGUCAGGAUGGGCACCAGGAAGGAUGGACACCUGAAGGGCAGACUUGUGGACAUGUUUGACGAUAUGGUGCGAGCAGGAAUCAUCGUUGAUACUCCAUCUUCAUCUUAGUGGUGGUCCAGUGACUGCUGCUGGCUCCGUACAACAUCCCUGCUAUUGGCAGCCACUGCUUCCCGUUACAGUAAUGCAGUCGGCCCUCUAAUUGGGCUCUCUUGCGAUAAUCGCUUCCGUCUCCGAAGUGCUGCAGUAGAGCUGCUUCCUCGGCGUCCGCUGGUGUGGCAGGCAAAGCCUAUCCAUUUAGUCACUGGCACACCACUUCCACAUUUUUUGAAACAAAUUUACACUUUCUGAAGAGUGUUGGAGAGGGUGAACGUACCAGUGCAAAUUUGCCGUGUAGAUUGUGAGCACAGGUCACUCGGGAGUAUAUCCUGCGAGCGAGACUACUGGACACCCUCUGAUGACUGGACCCUUUGUCAUGCUUCCAUGUACCGGAAAUGUAUUUUUGUACGUAAAUACACUUUUUCCCACUGCACACACACACACACACACAUACACACACACACACGCACACACAUACACCCACUAGUGAUGUUUAUAAGUGUGAUAAGGUUAUCUGAGACAUUGGAUCUCAAAUACAAACUGCUAAGAUUAAUCUAUUCACGGUUUUAUUGGUGAUACCGAUUGACUGACUGGUUCAUAUUAUUAGUGUUAUCGCUAUCGCUAUUAUUACUAUUAUUAUUAUUAUUAUUAUUAUUAUUAUUAUUAUUAUUAUUAUUAUUAUUAUUAUUAUUAUUAUUGUUGUUGCUGUUUUCAUUAUAAUUAUUAU